Solenopsis invicta (red fire ant) is the source of this 984-nucleotide messenger RNA. RefSeq lists its product as uncharacterized. The transcript has a single exon. NCBI's taxonomy places the organism in Eukaryota, Metazoa, Arthropoda, Insecta, Hymenoptera, Formicidae. Bases 1 to 984 code for a protein of 327 amino acids. The record is from RefSeq and is a predicted model, not a curated record.
AUGGGAUGGUCAACUAGAGGUACUGGACGUAAUUAUGACAGCCUCACUGGUUCAGCUGCACUCAUUGGAUUAUUUACCCAAAAAGUUCUUUCUUAUACUUCGCUAAAUCGCAAAUGUCGAAUGUGUGAUCGUGGACAUGACCCCGAAGAUCAUGAUUGCAGACGCAAUUUCGAGGGUAGUGCAAAAGCUAUGGAACCCAAAGCCGCUGCACAACUAGCUACAGACAAUAAAAUUUUUCAGGCAUGUUAUGUUGAAUUGGGUAUCGUAAUUAGUGACAAUGAUAGUAGCUCCAUUUCAGCUAUGCGUGCAGCUAGUUGUCAUGAAAUUAUAAAACAUGCUGAUAAAAACCAUACAAGUAAAGGUGUGACAAAUGAACUCUAUAAAUUAAAAAAAAAUCACAAAGAACUCACUGGAGUUGCAAUAAAACAUAUUCAACGAUGUUUUGCAUACUGUAUGGCUCAGAAUGUAGGCGAUGCUGCGGGAAUGGCUAAGGCUAUAAAAAACAUACCAUAUCAUUGUUUCAAUCAACAUGCUAAUUGCGGAACUUGGUGCGGUUAUCAUAAAAAUCCGGAAACUUACAAACAUUCCUCUAUAGGCGAAGGUUUUCAUAAUGAAAAUCUGUUUGAAGCAUUGAAAUGUUUGUUUGAUGUUCUUGCGAGUAAAACUGAGAGGUUUGUAGCCGGAGUUUCUAGUAAUGCCAACGAAAGCUUAAAUUCAAUUAUAGCUAGCAAAGCACCGAAGUCCCGCUUUUAUGGGACGUCAACGUCGGGCGAUUAUAGACUAGCUUGUGCAAUUAAUAAAAAAAAUGAUGGAGAAGAGUACGUAGCCCAAUUAGCACAAAAAUUAUCUUUAUCCCCCGGAAAACAUACUACAAAAUACGGAAAUACAAUAGCCUCAAAUGCUCGCAAAAGAUAUUUAAGAUCAUCAACUCGAGAUUUUAAAAAAAGGCGCAUUUUACUUAAAAAAAUGAAGACUCAGUUAUGA